Molecule: messenger RNA, 8775 nt
Organism: Cydia pomonella (codling moth)
Lineage: Eukaryota; Metazoa; Arthropoda; Insecta; Lepidoptera; Tortricidae
Exons: 13
Coding region: 907-4908 (1333 amino acids)
Source: RefSeq, a predicted model, not a curated record
CCUACUACGAUUAUUACGAUUAAUCGGAUAAAUUAUCGACUGCGAUUUUAUCGAUUAUUACCUUUAAGCACUAUUGUUUACAAACUAACAACAUUAAAAGGCAUUAGCUUUUAAACUUUUUGAGCGACAUACUUUUUUACAUUUCUUCUCACGCAACAUCAUAAUAAAAGCAAAAUGAAAGGAAGAAGGGAAGUUCAUUCAAGUUUUUAUCGCUCGUUAAGAAAAAAAGUAAAGUCAUCUGUUAUGAUUGUGAUUGAUGACAGUUCUAAUGUUAAUAAGCUUAAGUUUAUGAAUACACCUGUUAUUUUACUUCCUGACGAGACAAGAUUCUUUAUAAGUAGGUGUGUUUGUUAUGUUUGAAGACAUGACAUUGAUAGAUGAAUUAAAAUUAAAUAGUAUGACAAGCUUCUUUUAUUAACUACAAAGAUAAAACGGGAUUACAUUGUUGCGAUUCUAAAUCGCCGACGAUACAAUCGCUUUAUCUUGCAAAAUAGCCCUCCAAAGCAAGGCGGUGACACAAGCCCAUUCAGCCAGCUAGCCGGCCACCACGCAGAGUGGUUGACAUCUAAAAUUUAUUAAUACUAAGCAACCGGGAUACACACCAGCUGCAUACUUGCAUAGUGCAAGGGAGCUCGCGACCGCGAGUUCAGUCUCCGUGCAACGUCCGCGGCGUUUCCACGUGUCGCUCGUAUGACGUUCCAUGUUUGACGAUUACAAAAAACAAAUGACAAUCGAUUCGAUUACGAUUGCGCAAACGACGUUCUAUUUUUAAAUAGUGUUUGUAAACAGUUGCAAUUCGGUGAUCGUUUUGCGCUCGGAAAUAUUUUCGCCCCUCAGUGUAAACUUAAAAAUAGUGUUGUGCAGUGCUUGUGGUGUGUGGUAGUGAUGUGAAUUGUAUUUGACAACAUGUUCGGAGUUUUCAUAAGACGUUGGAAGCCUAAAAGAACAUCAAACGCCGACAGAAAUGAAAGUCCUGAAGCAGAAGGCAACAUAUCCCCCGAACCCCCCGACCGCCCCCCCGGAAAGGCUCGCCAAGUCCACCCAGAAGAAAAAACCCAAGUCCUCGCCUACGAUUCCACUUACAAGAGGAAACCUAAAGCGCUCCCUCUAGAGGAUUACAGUUACAACCAUUUAGCGAAUACGAACGUAGCCAUGUCGCCUAUGUAUCCGCUCACACCGAACAUUUGUGUCGAAGGAGGGAAGAUUGAGUUCAUAAAGUCCCCGUCAGGGAGCGCUAGGAAUAGUGUGGCGUUAGUGUCGCCACCGCAGACGCCGGUGGCGCGGCGCGGGUCGCGAGAGAAACGCGAGCGGGUUUAUGAUGAGCCGACUGAGAAGUUCGAUGGGGAUAAGGAACUGCUGGAAAGGCGGAUCAAACAGCUGGAGGGCCAGCUGGAAGAGGAGAAAUCGCGCACGCAGCGCGAACGAAUGACCGUCACCAAGCUCCAGAACAAGCUGAUUAAGCGCGAGGGAGCGGCGCGCAGCGAUGCGGAGCGCGAGCGGCGCGCGCGCAGCGACUGGGAGGCGCGGGCGCGCGCCGCCGAGGCCGACGCGGCGCGGCUCGCCGGCAAGCUGCACGCUGCCCAGCGCGAGAUAUCCAGGAUGGAGGAGACAGUGCGAUCGCUGCUGCAAUACAAGGGCCGCGUGGAAACUCUGAAGCAAGAGAAAGCUUCGCUAUCUUCCGCCCUGGAGGCUUCAGCGGCGCAUUACCAGAGCCAGCUGUCUGCGCUGACGGCGGAGAACGAGCGCCUGCGCACGCAGCUGGCGGCGGGCGGUGGGGAGCAUGAGCGACGGCUCGACGAUGUCGCGCAGCAGGUGGUCCGAGCAUUACUGUCACAAAAGAGCGUGCGCGAAGAGCUGGGAUGCGCACGAGCACGCGUCCGAGAGCUGGAAGCUCAGAACCGAGCGCUUAGCGCGCUUCUAGUCCGCCAGCUACGCCCUGUCCCGCGGCCCUCGCCGGCCACUCCGCACACACCGCUCACGCCCGCCAGAGACCUGCAAGUGCAUCUCGUAGACGUAGGCUCCUGUGGCUCCCUGAUCUCGUUCCGCGACUCCCCGCCUCCUCCACCGCCCGGUCCUGCGCCCGCGCUCUGCCACGACGACAAGCGACGGCACCAGAUACUUGCGGACAUUUGGACUGAACUUAAGGGCUUGGAGGUGACCCCUGCUAACCUGGCCCGAGCAUUGUCUGCAGUAGACCCGACCCUUUGGGCAGCGCCACCCCGACCAGCCACGUUAAGCCUCAACAUGCCACAAGCCUGUUCAGAUCCUGUUAGAGAUGGAGCAGGGGAUAAGGUGACAGAAGAAGAAAAUUGCGAGACUGGAGAAGCAGGCGCAGAGUCUCCUGAAAGCGGCGCCAAAGAUGAGGGCUACUCCACAAUGUCCAGCGAUGUUCAAGCCGACGCGUCAAGGCAGAGUGACCAUGCGGCGGACAGAGCCCUACCUGACCUUAACGAAGCGUCUGAUGAAACAGAUAAUCAAACAAUAGUAUCCAUAAACCCCAGAGAAUCUCGCCGGCACGCAAGGCUACUAGGAACCGAUGCGGAUUAUAUAUAUUUUCCAAUCGGUGUAGCGUUCGCUGGAGUGCGAGGUAGCUACCCUCCCUCACGACCAGUUUUGCCCUUUCAACACGUUGUGAGAAGCUUCUCCGAUUCUCAUCUUUGUCUGAAACUACUCGCUGGAACAACAUGCCCAACGAGUUGUCUAGACAGCCCAACCCCUAGUUCAGGCAUGUUAGUUUUAGAUCUAAACCCAGGCCCAGAGAGACCACUGAGGCGAACAGCAAUUGUAUCAACAACGAGUUCUGAACGAGUCUCAUGGGGGAGUACGGCAGACGAGCGCGCAGAUGGUUCGCAGUACGAUGCUGACUAUGUUCAACAUUGGCUCGAGCUAGAUGAUGCCAGGUCAGCCUUACAACAGCGACAUCGAGAUAUAGCCGAGCUGGAGUACGACAGAGCGGAAUUAGAAGAUUGGAGCUUAUCACUAUCAUGUGAGGAUCUCAGAGACAGACAAUCUCCAUUCGCUGAAAUAACAACACCUGGACAAAUUUCGUUAUCGACACUACCGAGUAUAAGAGAAGAUGAUGCUUUAGAACUUGAGGAAGACGUAGGUGAUUGUUUAUGGAACGACUGUGGUUUCGCGACAAUCGAAAUUGACGAGUGUAGAAUAGGAGAAGACUUAGAGACAUCAGAAAAGCGGUGGGAAUGUUCCAGAACUCAUUCUCCUGGUGGCUCGUGGUCUAGUGCAUCGGACGCUCCAGACAAACGAUCAAGCACAGCGCUGAGUGAAGAUGGCGAUUGCGCAAACGUAGGGCUUGAUUUCACCCGGGACUUUUAUAGGCUAGUUAAAUAUGAGAGCACAAAAAGCUUAGCAUCAAAUUCCUCAAGAGGUUUACCGACAGCUGACGGCAAUAACCAUUUACGGUUUCACGAUGUUCAAGCUAUGGCAUUGCAAGAUCGUGAGCAAGCGCUUCAAAAUGUACUUAAUUUCAUCGCAGAACAGCAAAAAUAUUGUCGUGAUAGAGAGGAAUCUGAUUCCAUGUCUUCAAGACCCGUAUCUGAAAUAAGAGAACUACCACCUCCAUACGCGGCUGCCGAUUUCGAUGAUGAUUCAAUAGGACCGCGAAGCGAAGUUUCAGAAGACCGGCCACGACCAGACUCUUUUAGUAGCUUCUCAGAAAACGACUCCUGUGACGUCCUUCCUGAGAGGCCGAGAAUCCAAUUUUGUGAUACCGUAUCCGAGCCAAGGUCUACUCCACGUUUCAUCGAACGUGAAGGUCCUUACGUAGAGUCAGAGGACUACUACGACGAAUUUACACGAACCGACAACGAUGAAAAUGAAUUAGAGGAGCAUCACCUUUUAAAAGUACAACGGAAGAAUGAAAUCAAUAGAACGAAUGACCUAAGUAAAAUUACUGAUUUAGACAUGUCUGAAAAGUUCGAGGAGAGGUCAUGUGAUAUUGAUUCUAGUCAACCAGAGGAUUUUAAAGAGACUGCUGUAAAAAUAUUGUUGAAGCAAGGCUUAAGCGAGAGGCCAGAACUAGAUACGUGUCUUAUAAAAUCAUCGAGCUUCCCCUUCGCCGGCGGCGAGACUGAAGUGUCUUUAGUCGAGGAAGUGCUGAGCGCUUGUAGGCGGAGCACGGGAGCUUUAGUUACCGUUCCCGAAGAAGAGGAGAAUUCAUCUCCUGAAACGAGCUCGCCUCAAAUGACGGAAUCGAAUACGACCAGCACUUCCACUGCUGAAACUGUGAUAGUAAGUAAUAAGGAGAGGGAGAGGCCAAAAGAGAAGAGUCGUAUACCGAUGUUGCUGGGCGGGAAAAGGCCGCCGUCGUCGCCGCGAAGGUCGAAGAUCCCCGUGGUGGAGAAGAAAUGUGUGGCAGCGGCGCCGGAGCCGAUCAUCGUCAAACAGGAGCACACGCUCAGUUUCCAUGAAGCUGCUACUUCUAAGGACGUCAUUGAAGAACUGAACAGAAUGAUCCGUCAGAAUGAGGGCGCCUCAGAAGUGAAGAGUGAAGAACGAGGGCCGGCGCAGAAAGAUGGCGCACUCUGGGCACCGACCGGCUGGGUCCAUGUUGAAAAGGACAUCGACUUCAGCGACCCUAAGGCGCGCGCCAACCUGCUGGACGUGAUGCUGGCGUCCAGCGACUCGUCGCCGUCGUCGUGCGGCUCGUCGCCCGCCGAGCCGCCGCCGCCCGUCUACUCGCGCCUGCACCGCCUGCACCGCUCCCGGAGGCAGAAGACCGCGGCCGCGCUGCGCAGCCGCGGGCUGGGCGUGCUGCGCUGGCCGCGCGCGCGACGCCCGUCCAUCCUGGGCCGCGACGGCUUCUUCGUGCGCUACGGCGAGCCCGAGCGCGCCGCCGUCGCCACCUUCGACUUCCUCGAUGACGAGGAGACCAAAGACUGUACCUAUUAGCAAUAACGACUCCUAAAAACUAUAUUUUUCUAUGUGAUACGGUGACUGAAGUGUACGAGUAUGUCCGCUUCCGCGUUUGUGCGAGCCAAAUUGUUUUUCUAGUGUAGCGUUGUUGAUUGCUGCACGCAGGUGUGGCUGCGGCUUCUUAGACGUUUUACGUAUUUGUAAAUCCAUCUUGAUUUUGCCCCGUGGAUACUGUCUCUGUAUCUUGAAAAUACUUAAUUAAUUCUUGCUCUGGCAAAAUCAGGAUGGAUGAAAAACACUUACGAGUACCUACUUUUAGGUGUAGUAUUUCACUCUUGUAACGUUAACUCGAAACUACGACGAAGCACCUAGUCUUUAAAAUCUUCCUCGUUUUUACUAAGUAGGGUAGAAAAUGGGCCGAGUUGUAUGAAGAUGUGUUUGAUGUACAAAUUGGUAAAACUUUUUUGUUUGUUUAUUCGUGUAACAAAAUCGUACCGCAUUGAAUGAAAUUCACAAUCCUGUUUUGCAUAAUUAUUGUGUUUGAUUGUUUUAUCUGCGUGUAAACGCUUGCAACACAGCUUUUAAGAGCGAUAAUAGCUUUUAUUACAAUAGCAAUACGAACGGUUGAAUACUCCCAGCGAUGUCUUGCUUACGCUUCGAACGACUUAGGUAAGAAGACGAACUAAUGACUAAGAAAAUGGAAAGCUGCGGCCUCGAAGUAAUGUGAUAUUUUUGUAUAUACUGUAAGUCCCACUUAUUUUCGUAUACAUUUAAAUGGAUUCAUUUGUAACCGAACGAAGCGUUUUCAGCUGUUGGUUCUAGGGUGAAAAGAAAAUGUGUUUUCGUGUAGUGUCGUGCGUUGGCGGUAGUUGCACGAUAUAUGCUUGAAGUUGUACUAAUCCGGUAAGAGAUGGCGCUAUUGUCAAUUACAACUUUUUUGAAACCAAUUAUUCGUUGUAACGUCCAACUGUCGCCACGUAUUUUAACUAUUAGGUACUUAUGUAAAUACUGACGAUGAUUAAUUCGCGUAACGAGCUAUAGUAACUACACCUAUUAAUUAUAAAGAAUAGUCAUCUAUAUUAUAGUGUAACGGUUAACCUUAAUACAGAAUCCAUUAAAAUCGAAGGGUACUAAAGUAUGUUAAGUGUACAUAAUAUUACUUGUCAUUGAUGCUAUUUAUUGAUUUGUAUCAUUUGCGGGUCUUCGAUCGUUUGUGGUAUACUUAGGUACAUAUCAUGAAUUUCUCGUUUAUUAUAUAUUUAUAUUGGCGUGAUUAUGGCGAUUCUUGACUUGAGAACGGUCACAAUUUGGUUUGAUAUAGCAAACGACUACCUCUGUAACAUGAAUCUCAAAGGGUUUAUAAAAAUGUUAAGCAAAUAUAGCUCCACCUGUCGGACAGUAUGUCGGACACCUGUUCGAUAGCGGCGAUGGAAAAUAACUGCUGAUACUGAACUGCUGCUGAGUGAUAGGUAAAUUAUAUUAACAAUUUAUAUAACUUGAUGCUUCCAACUUUGUAAUGUGCACACUCAACCUGGAAACGAUACCGUAGUAAUACUUAACUACUUUAUGCAACCAAAUUGUUUGGACGUAGAUAAAAGGUUCCAUCCUCUAAAAUUUGUCAUUUAAAUUAAUGACAUUUCCUUUUGACGGAAAGUUCAAUUUUUAGUGACAGAUUUUUAUGGAUCCUUUUCCCCAAGUUACGCCCAAUUACGCAAGCAAAUUUCUUAAUUGCCUCUUAAACGUCUUUUCUACCCGUAUGGCGCAUGUCUAAGAAAAUGUUAUCUUUUCAUCAGUUAAUUGACAACCAUUUUACUCGUUUCCGGUUGAUUUGCACACCAUCGGAUCAAGUCAAGGUACGUCUGUUAUGUAUACUUGCUCGUAAUUGUUUAUAUCUAUAUAUUUUGAUUGCUUAUGGUUGUAAACCUUUGCCUAUUAUAUGGUUAUUAAAUUGCGUAUGUCCAAAAACGCGUCUAAAUUAUAAUGACAUCAUCCUGCCGCUUAUUUUCAUAGUUUUGCAAUAUGGAUCCAAAUCAAACAAGCAUUUUUAAAUGCAUGCUUAGGACGUAUGUCGUGAUUUGUGUCAUUUGGAUCCUUUUAUAAACUAUCCGUUUAUAAUAAAUCCCACCAUAUCUUACGUGCGAAGAAGCAAAAACGUGGAAAGAAAUGAAGAAGUUAUUUUUUGUUAGAACUCACAGAAAUGGCAUAAAAACAGCGUAGCAAUAUUUAGGUUGCUAUAAUCAGUAUUGUUCGAACGUUAAUUAGAAUUGAAAAUAAACCAUUACAAAUUGAACUGUAAACCGUAACGGACGAUUACAGGUUACGUUUCAAUUUGUAAUGGUUAAUUUUCAAUUCUAAUUAACAUUCGGCCAACACUGGCUUUAAUAAUAGCAAUCUAAUUUCUACAAAAGAAAUGAUAAGGCGCGUGUGAUCGCCAUUGAAGCUUGUAAAAAAACGGGUCAUUUUAGACUUAUUCUAAAUUUAGAUGUCCUAUGAAAUGGAGUCUUGCCUACUUGAAUAUCCAGGACCUUUACACUUUGCUUUGAUCUCAUUGGUUACAAUAUUAUAUUUCAUUUGAACGCACCAAACCCGCGUCCCUACUGGUUUAUUGAUGCAUCUAAAGUUCACUUUGACAAAGUGAAAUAGAUGCUCAAUAGGAAUUUUUCCGUAUUUUCUGCAAGUUUCGGUCAAUUAGGUACCUACUAGUUUCUUAGCGUUAACAUUUUCACGAAAGCCACUCGUUAAGCACACACAGUUUCAGUUUAGGGGCUUUGGUUUAAAGUUUCCAGACGAAUUUACGAAUGUCAUACUCAUAUAUCUACAUAUGUACACUUCCCAAUUUGACAUUUUCACUUACCUCUUACCUAAGUGAAUAUUUUUAGUAACUUCGUUUGUAAACUUUUGUCCCAGAUCCCCGGUAAAAUUACCCCAGCCUUGUUUAAUGGUUAAUAUUGAAGACAAUAAAGGAAGAUUUAUACCUAUUAUUAAUUAUUGAUAAAUAUAAACGAAGCGAAACGAUCGAUAUCUAAAAUAUUAACUUAUUAGUAUAGGUUACCUACAUUAUUGAUACGAUGUAUUUGGUAUUCUGUAAAUGCGAAUUGGACAGGAAACGUCUGUACAUUUUGGGUAUUUACUAAUUGAUAGUUAUUACGAUUAUACAAUCGAGAAGUUAUUGUAGAGAAUCCUAUUAUUUAAAAAUAUCAGUUUAAUUUCAUAUUAUUGUCCAUGUUGGGUAACCCUAUGUUUGAUGUAUCAAAACAUACCUAAAAAUAGUAAUGUUAGUAAAACAAGUUUGAUAACAUCAGUGAAAUUUACCUCCGGAAAAUUACCCAAAAUAAUGUAAAUUCGUGGUUGUUUUUUGUCGCGACUGAAAAGAAUGUUGAAAUAAAACAAUGUCACCACCAUUGUCGAUGGUAUUGAAAUGGAUCCAACCUACAAAAUGAUGAUACUUAAUCUAAGUAAAAUUAUCUAAAAAUUUUGAAAUUAAAUUAUUUGUGAAUUGGAUCCUUUUCGCUAAAUCAUUUAUAUUCCGAAUAUUCAGAUGUACCUAUUUUCCUAUUUUCAUUCCUAUCCAUAGUUGUUAAUUGUCAUGUAAAAUACAUAGUUAAAACGAAUUGGCAUAUUUAUUUCAUAAUAAAACAUAUUAUAAUCAUUAUAUUCAUUAUAAAUAAUCGUAGGAUCCAAGAGGUACUGUGAUUGGUAACUACCACUUAAUUUUGGAGCACAAUUCGACAUAAAUGAAAAUUAAAUUAUUCCUCGGUUAUCGGUGCAUUUGUUCGUACAUUCUAACCUAAGAAAUAGCAUACUUGAGAUAGGUAGGUACUUUGAACAGUACAAAAAGUGUAGAAUAACUGUAUAAUUUAACUAUAACAGAUGGGUUCAAUAAACGAUUCCGUUCCCAAUUGA